Vigna radiata var. radiata (mung bean) is the source of this 873-nucleotide messenger RNA. RefSeq names its product cytochrome b5 domain-containing protein RLF. The record is from RefSeq and is a predicted model, not a curated record. NCBI's taxonomy places the organism in Eukaryota, Viridiplantae, Streptophyta, Magnoliopsida, Fabales, Fabaceae. Gene Ontology annotation, molecular function: heme binding.
AAAAUACCAACCUUUUUUCUCUUCCUUUUACUAUAUGACUUAAAGAACUACCAAUUUGCUGCAAUUCUCCUUGGAAGCAAUUUUGUAUUGAAGCGGUUUGGUAAACCCUAAUCGACAAAAGAGCUUCGGAGCGAGGUUUUCCUUCAACCGGGCUGUUGUAUGUAUGUCCACAGGGGCAGGUGCAGUGGCAGAGAGUAGGAAGAAACUUUGACAGGAAGAAGAAAGAGUUGCAGCUACUAAAACGAAAUCUUAUCUGGACUCACUCUAGGAUGGACAUUGAUGAUGAUUUCACAUUUUGUCAGGUCAGUGCACCUGUUGAUCUCGAAACAAACAAGCUUGCUUCAGAUGUUGCUGAUAUUUCUAUUAAAGAAUCUUCAAAUGCAACUAGUACUAUUCAGGAUGGUGGUUUUUUGUCGAAGGAUGGUUUAUCCAAGGAUUCCAACUCUAAGGAGGCUAAUGUUGGUUCUUUGUCUUUCACUGUUACUAACACAAGUUCAAGUCAGCCUAAUGAAUCCAGUCAAUCUACCCUAAAAUCUGCACCAGGUAAGGCUAACAAUUUGUCAUCGAAAUUGCCAGAAGAGAAGAAUUCUGCUAAGAAGCCAGUGGUUCGGGCCAAAGUGCCCUUUGAAAAAGGCUAUAGUCAAAUGGACUGGCUCAAGCUCACCCGAACUCAUCCAGACCUUGCAGGUUUGAAAGGGCAGUCAAACAAGAGACUUAUUUCUAUGGAUGAAGUUAGAAAACACAAAACAGAAGGUGACAUGUGGACUGUAUUAAAAGGUCGUGUUUACAAUAUAUCUCCAUAUAUGAAGUUUCACCCUGGAGGUGUUGAUAUGUUGAUGAAGGCAGUAGGAAAAGAUUGCACAUCUUUAUUCA